Molecule: messenger RNA, 338 nt
Organism: Ictalurus furcatus (blue catfish)
Lineage: Eukaryota; Metazoa; Chordata; Actinopteri; Siluriformes; Ictaluridae
Gene: sst7
Product: somatostatin family member 7
Exons: 2
Coding region: 9-338 (109 amino acids)
Biological process (GO): regulation of cell migration
Cellular component (GO): extracellular region
Molecular function (GO): hormone activity
Source: RefSeq, a predicted model, not a curated record
GUAUCAGCAUGCAGCUUUUAGCCAGCUUGGUGUCUCUGCUGCUGGUGCUGUACAGUGUGAGAGCAGCGGUCGUGCUUCCAGCGGAGGAAAGGAGUCCCGCACACACCAGGGAACCGAGUAAGGAACGAAAGGAGAUGAUCCUCAAGAUGGUCUCCAGUCUGCUGGACGGCGUGGACAACAACAUGCUGGCCGGAGAUCUCGUUCCUCUGGAGGAGGAGGAACCCAUCGAUUCUCGUCUGGAAGAGAGAGCCGUGUACAACCGGCUAGCGCAGCUGCCCCAGAGAGACCGCAAAGCCCCAUGUAAGAAUUUCUUCUGGAAGACGUUCACAUCGUGCUAA